CGUCAAGGCGGGGCUUCCGGCGCACACCUGGCGACAGUCAUCUUGGGCUCUCUGGUAUCUGCCUACUGCACGCGAUUUUUCAGCGGUCAGUGGAUAGACAUAGAGUGAGCAGAAAGACUGGAGAGCUAGUGUAGUCCCCGCUGACGGAGACGGCUCUGAGGAUUACCAAAGGGCGCUGCGGAGUGACUGCAGUUACGGCGGAGUCCGCCUCUUGUGGCUUUAUCCCACCUACAGGCUUUGAUGGUGACGCUUGCCCGGAAGGACCCGGUUCAGGUACCUAUGGGUGCAGAAGUGCUUACUAACCAUGCACAGGGCAGAGUGACUUUUGGGGAUGUGGCUGUGGACUUUUCCUGGGAAGAGUGGAAGCUUCUUGAUGAGACACAGAGACUCCUGUACUUGGAUGUGAUGCUGGAGAACAUUGCCCUUGUGGCCUCACUGGGACUUAUAUCUUCCCGGAUUCAUGUUGUUCAGCUGGAGGUGGGAAAACAGACCAGGCUGCCUGACACAGCUGACUUUACUCCAGCCAUCUUGAGGAGUACUGGCUCUGGUUGUUUGUUUCCAAUGGAAGUUGAGGAGGCAUCUUCUCAAGGAGAGUCACAAGUCAGGGCUCUGAAUGCAGGUACUGCCACCCAGAAAGUCUGCCCUUGUGAGGUGUGUGGCCCAGUGAUGAAGGACAUUGUAUUUCUGGCUGAGCAUCAAGAAAUACACCCUGGGCAGAAGCUUCAUUCAUGUGAGGCCUGUGGAAGACAGCUGUGGUUUUUUACAGAUGUCCUUCAGCAGCACAUUCAGGAGCAGCACAUUGAAGAGAAAGAUGUUGAGAGGUGUGAGGAGACAGCUGUGAUUGUUAACAGCUCUAGCGCACACACCUCAGUGAGUUCCUUUAUGUACAUAGAUGAUGAAGAGGAUCCCUUGGGCAGUUCAGGCCAUCUCCCAUACCAGGUUGGGAGUAAUGAACAAAAUCCACAUACAAGCACUAGCUACAGCACAGCCUUUCAAACUAAGGAAAAACUUUAUGAGUGCAGUGAAUGUGGGAAAUUCUUCAGUAACAAAAUUGCACUUGUUUGGCACCAGAGAAUCCACAGAGAACUGAUGGAAAGUGGAAAUAUCCUGAGACCAGACUCUGUCCUUAUUGCACAUCCAAGAGUUCAUACUGGUGAGAAACCAUGUGAGUAUGAUGAACAUGGGAAGUUCUUUAGCCAAAGCUCCAGCCUCAUCCUACACCAGUGGGUUCAGUCUACUAUAAAGCCUUAUCAGUGCAGUGAAUGUGGAAAAGCCUUCAGGUGCAAAUCCAGGCUUGUUCAGCACCAGAGAAUCCACACUGGAGAAAGGCCUUUUGAAUGUACCAAGUGUGGGAAGUUCUUUAGACAGAGUUCUGUCUUUAUUGAACACCAGAGAGUUCACACUGAAGCAAAACCUUAUCAGUGCAAUGAAUGUGGGAAAUUCUUUAGGAGUAAAGUAACGCUGGUUCGACACCAUAAACUCCACACAGGUGAAAAGCCUUAUGAAUGCAGUGAAUGUGGGAAAUCAUUUAUUCAGAGCUCUUACCUUACUGCACAUAUGAGGGUUCAUACUGGAGAAAAGCCUUAUGCGUGCAGUGAAUGUGGGAAAGCGUUCAGAAUCAAAAACAAACUUGUGCGGCACCAGAGAAUCCACACUGGAGAAAAGCCUUAUGAGUGCACUGAGUGUGGGAAGUUCUUUAGAAGCAGAGUGAUACUAGUUCGGCACCAGAGAAUCCAUACUGGAGAAAAGCCUUAUGAAUGCACCGAAUGUGGGAAGUUCUUUAGAGAAAGCUCUAGCCUUAUUUCACACCAGAGAGUUCACACUGGUGAAAAGCCGUAUGAGUGCACUGAAUGUGGGAAGUGUUUUAGCCAUAGAUCAAGCCUCAAUUUACACCAGCGAGUUCAUACUGGAGCAAAACCUUACGAAUGCAGUGAAUGUGGAAAAGCUUUCAGCCGUAAAGAUGGACUUGUUCAACACCAGAGAAUUCACAGUGAAGAAAGGCCUUAUGAGUGCAGCAUAUGUGGAAAAUUCUUCAAACAAAGCUCUGGACUCUUUGUACACCGGAGAAUUCACAGAGGAACAAGGCCUUAUCAGUGUAAUGAAUGUGGUAAAAACUACAGCAGGAGAUCCCACCUUGUUCAGCACAAGAAAUUUCACAUUGGAUAAAGGCUACCUAAAUUGAACAAAAUGUGAGAAAGCCUACAGCAGAAGCACUGUCCUCAUUUAUCAUAAAACACAACACUGAAGUAAGGCCUUGUGCAUGCAGCCUAUGUGAAAAAGCCUACAGCAGCCGACACAUACUUCUUCUACACUAGAGAAAGGACACUGGAGAAUAUGGCUGAAGCAUUCAUAUAUAAUCUGAUCCAGCACCAAAAUAGACACAUUGGAGAGAUUAUGUGACAGAUGUACAAAAUUUUUAUAUAAAUGGGUUCAGAGGGUUCACACUAAAUCAAAAUUUUUGUAGCAAUUUUAGAGCAUUCUUUUAGAAUAAAAUUACACUUGUUGGGCACAAGAGAAUGCCCACUGGGAAUAGGACUGAUGAGUACACUGAGUGUGUGAAAUUGUUUUGCCAAAGCUCUGGCCUUACUGUACAUCAGAAAGUUCACAUCUGUUAGAUGAGUGAAUUGAAUAUGAAUACUUUUUUAAGCCAAGGCUCCAACUUCACUUACAACAGAGUUCAUAUCAGAGCAAGGCCUUAUCAGUACAAGAAAUAUGGGUAAGCAUCCAGCCUUAAUCCAUAUUUCUUUAGAAAGAGAAUCCAUACUGAAAAAUGGACUUCUCAGUUCUAAAAAUGUGAAAAAUUAUUUAGGUUCAUGUGUGGCUUCAUUAAGCAUUGGAGAAGUCAAUGCACAGGAGGAAAGUACAGUCAUUGAAAAAGAUAACAGUUGGUGACCUUUACUUACUUCCCACUGAGAAGGGCCUUAGGAGUAUGGAAGAUGUGCUGACUGUGUAUUCACCAUAAGGGUGGACAUUGGAGGAACACUGUGAGAAACCAUCAGCCAAAUGUUAAAUCUCACAUCUGGAUAUCAACACUUAAGAUUCCUUUUACUUACGUGGACAUUCUCAGGACUGCAUUGCACAUUCUGAUUUCAUCCAAAGGCCCUGAGUAUAUCAAUACCAGUACUUUUGGCUGAAGGUUCCUCACCUCUGCCACUUGGCAAGUAUGAACUGUAUAAUUCCAGUAUUCUCAGUGAGCACACACUUCAGUGGCCUUUCUCCUAUUCCCUGGAGGCAAAUCAGAAGUUGUUUAAGCAUAAUUAUAAUUGGAACUGAAACAGUAUGUGAGUGAUAACUGGGGAUGACUUAAGCUCUAGGGUUUUACCCUACAUAAUGGUGCUUUCACAAAUAUUCUAGUCUAGUGACCAUAGCUCUGAGAGAUAGGGUUAUGCAGAUAUACUCAGGACCAUUCAACUUAUGAAUUACCUAUGGCCACAAUGACUGGCAGAGUAUAUAAUCCAGCAGUUUUCUGGAUUUCUGUAGCCUGCUUGGGCUGUUCACUUCAAAGCCACUGCUGCACUGGCAGGAAAUGGGAGCCAGAGAAGAGAUACUAUAGUCCAGAGAUAAAAGACUAUUAUCUCAUGUAGAAAUACCUUCAUUAACAGUCUUCCUAAAGGAUGGAGAGAAUUAUAGUGGAGUCAAUAUAUGUACUCAAGCUGAUUUUUCAAGAGGACUAGGAGGGGCCUGGGAUAUAACUCAGCAGCGCAGCACCUACCUGCCAAGCUCAAGGUCAUUAGCUUGAUCACUGGUAUCGCCACUUCCCUAAGUCUAAAAAAAAGAGGACUAGAAGAUCUGCAUUUUUACAUGGAACCAUUUUUUGAUGGUAUAUUGAGAUAUAAUUGAUAUAAAUUAUAGACUUAAAGUCUUAACAUGUAGAAACCCAUGAAGCCACCAUGAUAAUAUACUCAUCACCUGCAAAGUUACCUUGUAUGCCCACCCAUACAGAAUUCCUAUCUUCCCUGACUCUUCUACAUCACCAGAGAUUUACUGUCAGUAUAAACUAGUUUGCUUUUCCUAGGAUGUUAUAUAAAUGACAUCAUAAAAUAUUUACUCUUUUUUUUUUUUUAAGAGAUAGGAUUUCACUAUGCAGUUCAGACUGGCCUUGAAUUCACUGUGUAGCCCAGGCUGGUCUUGAACUCACAGCAAUCCUCCUGCCUCAGCCUCUGAGUGCUGGGAUUACAGGCACGCGCCACCAUGCCCGGCUUUUAUCCGUCAUUUGGAGGUUCAUCCAUGUUGCAUGUAUGAGUUUUUGUGUUCUCUGUUACUGGAUCGUACUUUUUUUGGUAUGAAUAUAUCAUAACGUGUUAUUCUAUAUAUCUGUUAAUGGACUUUGGAUUAGUUCCAGUAGAGGGUUAUAACAAAGUUGUAAUUAGCAAUCUUGUACUAGUUAAUACCUAGAAGUACAUUACCUAUAUUAAAAUGAGGUAAAUGUUUAUCAUUCUAUAGACUGACUAUGGCAAAAUUGUACCAUGGUACAUUUUUAUUAGUAUUACCUGAUUCCAAAUCUGUACCCUUGACAUAUGGUAUGUCAGUCUUUAAUUUUAUGGAUGAUGCUCUUAUAAAGAAUAUUCUUUAUAAGAUAUCAAUUUCCAGUUCUUUGUCAGUACAGAGAAGUAUAAUUAUAUAUUGAUUUCCUAUCCUGGAAACUAGUAUUUCUUGUUUUUGCUUUGUUUGCAGAGUCCAUGGAAUUUUCUCCAUAAACCCCCAUGUUGUCUGUAAAGAAAAGUUUUUUUUUUUAAAAAGUGGGAAUUGUCAGAUUUAUUGCCAUAGAUUUGUACCAGAAUAAAAAAGGGGCAGAGUGUUGCUUAGUACAAAAACCCUAUGUUCACUUCUCAGUACCUAAAAUACAAAUCUACGAAGUGUUAAUGACAACUGAUUUAAUCUGCUAUCAGACUGUGUCUCCCCCAACACAAAUUCUUGUAUUGAAGCCCCACUGCCCAGUGUGAUAGCAUUUGGAGGUGAGGCUGUUGGGAGGUUAGGUUAGGUGAGGCAAUGGUAGGAUUAAUGGCCUCAUAAGUAGGAAAAGAGACCAAAAUCCUUUCUCUCUCUGCCAUGUUGGAAUAUAUCAAGACAGCCAUUUGUAAGCCAGGCAGAGAAGCCACCCCAAGAACCUAACCAUAUUGGCACCCUGAUUUCAGACUGUUAGCUUCAGACCUAUGAGAAGCAGAUGUAUAUUUUUAAGCCACCUAAUCUCUGGUAUUCUGUUACGCAGUCUAGAUUAAGAUACAACCAUUAUAGGGAAAGGGGAUGGAAAAGAAUUAAGAGUGCUGUGUACAUGUGCCAAUGCCUCAUGAGACUAUAGUCAUAUACUGUAGAUAUGUACUAAUAGUUGCUUUUAAUUUAGCCUGACAGUGCACACUUGUAAUCCCAGCAUUCAGGAGGCUGAAGCAGUAGGAUCAUGAGUUCAAGACCAAACCUGGGCACAUAGUGAGUUUAAAGCCAGCCUGAAGUACACAGACCCUGCCUCAAAAAAUAAAAAGUAAAUACAUAGCCCUUCUCAAAAAGGAGAAAUUUUUAAAAGUAUGUAACCCAUUAAAUCAAGAAUAAAUGUGACUUUCUGCCUCAGGCACUGAUAAGAAAUGAAUGUCAUUUUCUUAACAAGUAGAAAUAACAUACAAUGGGUGAUAAAAAUGAUGAAAUUAAAAAAAAUUGAAACCGUAAGUCUAGUGAAAGAUAUUGCCAAGAAUGGUAAGUAUGGGUUAGGGAAGGAUUUUGAGGGAGUUUAAUGGCAAUGUAUCUUUUAUUGUAAUAAAUUUUUAAAAACUCAA
Cavia porcellus (domestic guinea pig) is the source of this 5765-nucleotide messenger RNA. RefSeq names its product zinc finger protein 419-like. Gene Ontology annotation, molecular function: DNA-binding transcription factor activity, RNA polymerase II-specific; RNA polymerase II cis-regulatory region sequence-specific DNA binding. The record is from RefSeq and is a predicted model, not a curated record. The transcript has 5 exons. Bases 241 to 2166 code for a protein of 641 amino acids. Gene Ontology annotation, biological process: regulation of transcription by RNA polymerase II. NCBI's taxonomy places the organism in Eukaryota, Metazoa, Chordata, Mammalia, Rodentia, Caviidae.